AUAGUGCCCCAUCAUUGGUGUCAGUGGGGGAGGAAUAGUGCCCCAUCAGUAGUGUCAGUUGUCAGUGGGAGGAAUAGCACCCCAUCAUUGGUAUCAGUGGGAGGAAUAGUGCCCCAUCAUUGGUAUCAGUGGGGAGAAAAGUGCCCCAUCAUUGGUGUCAGUGGGGAGAAAUAGUGCCCCAUCAUUGGUGUCAGUGGGAGGAGGAAUAGUGCCCCAUCAUUGGUGUCAGUGGGGAGAAUAGUGCCCCAUCAUUGGUGUCAGUGGGGAGAAUAGUGCCCCAUCAUUGGUGUCAGUGGGGAGAAUAGUGCCCCAUCAUUGGUGUCAGUGGGGAGAAGGAAUAGUGCCCCAUCAUUGGUGUCAGUGGGGAGAGGAAUAG
Messenger RNA from Staurois parvus, 376 nucleotides. NCBI's taxonomy places the organism in Eukaryota, Metazoa, Chordata, Amphibia, Anura, Ranidae. The record is from the annotation of a GenBank genome assembly.